AUAGAUGUUGGACUUGUGCACCAAAGGAAUCUAUUACAGACAAUUGGUUAUCAAUUUGAGCACUGGAACCUUUUGGUUUGUUGACUUGCCUAUGCAUCUACUUUCUUUACCCAGCUCAUGUCCUACUCAGAAUGUUGAUGCAUGUGCUUGGCAUUGUUGAGUUCUGUUGAAUUGUGCCUUGUUGAGUCAUUUAACUUUUUUUUUUUUGACUUGUGUUGGUGAAGAAGGAAAAAUCCAUAUAUCACACUUUAAAUAUGCUCAGCAUAGAUCUGACUAGAAAAUGCCUUGUUGCUGAAGGUUGAUGUCCUGUUUUUGCAACUAAUCAGAUUCAAAAUACUUACAGUAGGCAAUGAUAGACAGCAAUGCACCCAUUGGAUCCAUUUUCCACGUUCUGCAGACAAAAGAAUCACCACCUACCUAUUUCCGUACAAACAAAUUUACUUCUGCUUUUCAAGAAAUUGUCGAUGCAUAUGGGGUUGCCAAGUAUCAGGAAGCAAACCCUGGUAUAUUCACAAUCAUCACAUUCCCUUUCCUUUUUGCUGUUAUGUUUGGUGACUGGGGCCAUGAAGCUAGGAGACACAUCACAGUAAUGGUUUUUGGCAGUCGCUACGUUAUCAUGAUGAUGGCAUUGUUCUCUAUCUACACAGGAUUGAUAGAUAAUGAAUUCUUUUCUGUCCCAUUUGAACUAUUUGGGCCCUCUGCUUAUGCAUGCCGUGACCCUACCUGCAGUGAUGCUUCUACAGCAGGUUUGUUAAAGGUUUCUCCCACUUAUCCAUUUGGUGUGGAUCCUAAGUGGCAUGGUACUAGGAGUGAAUUACCAUUUCUGAACUCAUUGAAGAUGAAGAUGUCAAUUUUACUCGGAGUAGCCCAGAUGGAUCUUGGGAUUAUACUAAGCUACUUUAAUGCUAAAUUUUUCCAAAAUGAGCUAAAUAUCUGUUUGAUUUUGCUAUAGGUACCAGUUUGUUCCCCAAAUGAUAUUUUUAAACAGCUUGUUUGGCUACUUGUCACUCCUCAAUUGUAAAAUGGUGCACUGGCUCACAAGCUGAUCUUUAUCAUUUGAUGAUAUACAUGUUCUUGAGUCCUAGUGAUGAUCUUGGUGAAAAUCAGCUUUUUGUUGGCCAGAAGUUUCUUCAGAUACUGUUACUGCUGUCGGCCCUUGUUGCUGUACCCUGGAUGCUGUUUCCAAAGCCUUUUCUCUUGAAAAAGCAAUACCAAGAAGUAUGCCUCUGACAACACUUCGUGCAAACAAACGCACCUAAAAAAUCAAUACGUGGAAAUGCCUAGUGUGCAUUACAUAUGUGCUUUUAUUCCUCUUAAACUUAACCACAUGUCUUUUUCCCCCUCUUUCCCCCUCUAUUUGAAAAUACCCUACCUUGUGAUUUCUUUUUACUUCAGAGGCACCAAGGUCAAUCCUACGCAUUGCUUCACGACUUUGAUGAUCCUCUUGAAAUGGAAACACAUCAUGAUUCUUGUAGCCAUGAAGAAUUUGAGUUCAGCGAGGUUUUUGUACACCAACUUAUACAUACUAUAGAAUUUGUGCUUGGAGCAGUGUCCAAUACAGCUUCAUAUUUACGGUUGUGGGCCCUCAGUUUAGCCCAUUCAGAGCUGUCAAGUGUAUUCUAUGACAAGGUUUUGCUUCUUGCUUGGGGGUUUAACAAUUUAAUUGUCCUUAUUGUUGGCAUAAUUGUAUUUAUAUGUGCAACUGUUGGUGUGCUAUUAGUUAUGGAAACCCUCAGUGCAUUGUUCCAUGCACUGAGGCUUCACUGGGUGGAGUUCCAGAAUAAGUACUAUGAGGGAGAUGGUUAUAAAUUCCAGCCAUUUUCAUUUGCAUAACUUAAGGAUGAGGAUGAAUAAAGAACUACUUGAAAACUAAGUCACCAUUAAAGGGUAGUAUACAAAAUUCAAUCUUAAAAAAUUGGUUGUAGCAUA
This is a messenger RNA of Rubroshorea leprosula, 1929 nucleotides long. NCBI's taxonomy places the organism in Eukaryota, Viridiplantae, Streptophyta, Magnoliopsida, Malvales, Dipterocarpaceae. The record is from the annotation of a GenBank genome assembly.